AUGUCGUAUGGGCUACACGGGCGCAUCCUCGAUUCUUUAAAGGCUAGCUAUGCUGACGUGAAGUUUCGGGUCAAGUUAGGAAGGCACGAUAGAGCUGAAUGCCUUCUGGGGCUACUCGAAGCCUACUGCAAAGCGACGGGUAUGGCCGCGAAUGCCGCUAAGUGCGAGGUCCUCAUUUUUGGGGGUGCUACUCGUGAGCGGAAGCGGCUUAUUGAAGCUGCGUACCGGUUAGGUGGGGCGGGGUUGCGGGUGCUGACCGGCAACGAGACGGCACGGUAUCUCGGGUUGCACUAUGGCCCAGGAGUGCAGUUCUCAGCAUGUACCAAGCAACUACUCACAGCAGUUCCGCACCCACCGGCAUCCAACAGAAUCUGCCGGAUCGACGGCGGCCCAACUCCAUUCCUGGUCAGCUCGCAAGAUCACUUAAUGAUUGUGUGCGCCAUCCGGGAUUUGCAUUCGGGCCGCUCGCGAAUCUCCGAUCAGUGGCACCACCGUAAGCAGGCGGCGCCCAAGUCCCAAGAUGCCGCCGGGUACACGGUCUUCGCCAUCACCAUGCUGAAUGAGGACGGCAAUGCGCGCGACCUUUCUAUGUUCUACUGGCAUACGGACGGCGCUUUCGCUUGCUUGCCCCAGAUGCUCGAGUGGGCUGCAGAUAACAACCAGCAGGCCGUGGGAGAUAUCCUGUUCUAUAGGUACAUUAAUGUGAAUAUUCAGAUGGGCAUGUAG
This is a messenger RNA of Volvox carteri f. nagariensis, 726 nucleotides long. RefSeq lists its product as uncharacterized. The transcript is spliced from 7 exons. The record is from RefSeq and is a predicted model, not a curated record. The coding region runs from base 1 to 726 and encodes 241 amino acids. Lineage: Eukaryota; Viridiplantae; Chlorophyta; Chlorophyceae; Chlamydomonadales; Volvocaceae.